AUGGUAUCAGGUGUUGAUUUCUCCAUCAACAAACACCUCUGCAUCCAUCACACCCUCCGCAAGCACUCAGAAUCUCAGUCUUUCAAAAAACGCAUUUCAUGGAAGCAGGUGUAUGAUGUGACCCCAUUUUUGGAUGAUCAUCCAGGAGGUGAUGAAGUUUUAGUGACCGCAACAGAGAAGGAUGCCACCACUGAUUUUGAAGAUAUUGGCCACAGUGAAGCAGCAGUUGAGAUGAUGGAGGCAUACUUUGUUGGGGAUGUUGACACCAACUCUAUUCCAGCAGAACAAGCUCCCAAACACACUCCAAGCCCACCUACACUAGCACCUGCCUACAACAAUCAAUCUUUUGGAUUUGUGAAGAUAUUGCAGUACCUGGUGCCAUUGCUGAUAUUGGGCCUUGCAUUUGCUCUGCAGUACUAUGGCAAACAAAACAAGUCCACUGAAUCAGAAAAUUGAAUAUGAGCUGUGGCCAUAGUUUUAGUGCAUCUAUUAUCAAAGUCUAUAUCAAAAGUCUCCUGGUGGUAAUAAAGUGGCGGCAGUGUUGUUUCUUUUUCUUUUUCCUUUUCCUUUUUUCUGGGUAUCAUUUAAAAGUAUUUUUCUCUCUCAAUUAUCAUGCUGGGAUUAAUUUUGUUUCCUUGAUUUGCUAUGGCCUCUUUCUCAGUUAUGCUAGUUGCUCAUUUGGGAUUAUCUCAUGAAUAAUAUUUUGAAAUAUAUUCUAUUAAACAUAGUAACUGGAGUGCAGAUUAUUGUAUUA
Molecule: messenger RNA, 754 nt
Organism: Vigna umbellata (rice bean)
Lineage: Eukaryota; Viridiplantae; Streptophyta; Magnoliopsida; Fabales; Fabaceae
Source: RefSeq, a predicted model, not a curated record